This is a messenger RNA of Eupeodes corollae, 2136 nucleotides long. It is a transcript of the gene Poxn, whose product is annotated as paired box pox-neuro protein. The transcript has 5 exons. The coding region runs from base 827 to 1963 and encodes 378 amino acids. Gene Ontology annotation, molecular function: DNA-binding transcription factor activity, RNA polymerase II-specific; RNA polymerase II cis-regulatory region sequence-specific DNA binding. Lineage: Eukaryota; Metazoa; Arthropoda; Insecta; Diptera; Syrphidae. The record is from RefSeq and is a predicted model, not a curated record. Gene Ontology annotation, biological process: regulation of transcription by RNA polymerase II; anatomical structure development.
ACGAGGACGUUAGUGGAACGUCGUUUCUACGGCCCCGUCUCGAUUCGGAUUCAGUUGUUAGUUUGUUUUUGGUAGUGGUCAAGCCAUAGCACGCGUUCUCUUCAAUUUUUGGCUACCGCCGAAUUAUUUAUACAUAAUAACCUUUGUGUAGUUCUAGAUAGAAAAAAGGGAACUUUGAACUUUUGUCGGCAUAAAAUUAAAAUCUUAAUUGUACGUAACAUCAUCAUAAUACGCGGUUUAUGUUUUGGGUGUUCCUUUUUAUUUCUUUGUUGGUGGGUUAAGUGAAUCGUAAUUAUUAGAAUUGGUUUUUAGAUUGGUGAAUAAAAACGGUGACUUUUUAUACAUUUAAUGCCAAAUUAAUCUUGCAACGGAAUAGACGGAUAUGUGUGGUUGAUAAAUUAAUAUCCAUUUAAACAAUUUUGAAGUUUUUCAUAUAUCUACGAAAUCAUUGUUGGAAAAUUAAACAAAAGUGUUGUGGAAUAUAUAAACUUAAAAUUUGUUUAAUAAAAGUUUAGAGUGAUUCUCCCAAUUCGAAGAAAUCGCUUAAACAUCACACCAGCAGCCCCCAACCCAAAACAAAAACCUAUUGUGUAUCUAUCAUCUCUGCAAGUUGCCUUAAAUAGUCAAUAACAAUAAAAUUUGGAUCGCGCAUAAAAUCCAUCACCCAACAGAAACAAAUUUUAUUACCUUCCCCGAUUGAAGUGGAAAGAUUAAAUACUUAGCCCCAUCAAAACAUCAUCAACUAUUUAAUCAGAGCUAUCAAAUCUCAAGGGAGAGUGCGAGAGCGCAACAUUAUAGGUCACCUCCGUUUGCCGCCCUAAAAACCAUGCCACAUACAGGACAGGCCGGUGUGAAUCAAUUGGGCGGCGUUUUUGUCAACGGACGCCCACUGCCGGACUGUGUUCGUCGGCGUAUUGUUGAAUUAGCUUUAAUGGGCGUCCGACCAUGCGAUAUAUCACGGCAAUUACUGGUUUCGCACGGUUGUGUAUCGAAGAUUUUGACACGAUUCUAUGAAACUGGUUCUAUUAGGCCCGGAUCGAUUGGUGGCAGUAAGACAAAGCAAGUGGCGACCCCUACCGUGGUGAAGAAGAUUUUACGCUUCAAGCAGGAGAAUCCCGGAAUGUUUGCAUGGGAAAUUCGAGACCAGCUGUUGCAGCAGAGGAUUUGUGAUCCUAAUUCGAUUCCUUCGGUCAGUUCGGUGAAUAGGAUUCUGCGGAAUGGGGGACUCUGGACGGAUGAGAUGACUUCGAACGAGCAGAAUGCCAUCAUGCAUGAGAGUUACUUGAAACAGCAUAUUUAUGCGACGAAUGGAAAUACUGUGACAGCUGACCCGAGUGCAGUUGUGGCUGCAGCUGUUGCCACCACGACUUCGUUAACACACCCGCCAGUGUCAUGGAGAGUCAGUUCGCGGAGUGACCUUCCCAUAAAACCCGCGGCAACACUUCCAGUCUCGAGUUCCAGUAGCGCAACUUCACCUCAAUUAUCCGCGCAAGAUCUGACGUACGUCCAACAGCAGCAGAUCUCAUCGUUCCCCAAGCACUGGCUGUGGAAUCCAUCGCUGCUCUAUUCCACCCAACGGAUGCACGAAGCGGGCUUCUUCCCAUACGCCCAUGCCCAGUUUCCAGGCUAUUUCCAUGGAAGUGGUGGAGUCACCAAAUCGGAGAGUUCAAUUGAUCUGACAACUGGAAGUGGUGGUGGAAGUGACCCACUGAGUGAUUGUGAUUCGGGUAAAUCAUCACCAUCAACAUCGACCAUAAGUACACCUAUGAUCAAUGGAAGUACCAAGUUGAAUUCAAGAAAGAGAAAUCCCUAUUCGAUAGAAGAACUCCUCAAGAAACCUGAAAAGAGGCUCAAAUUGCAAAUGGAGGCAGAAGCAAAAAGUGAUGAAUUUGUUGUUGCAGUUGACGAUGAAGAUGAUGAAGAUCAAGUGAAGUUAGAGGAGAAUGUUGAAGUUGUCAACUAAGAGUUAUGUUUUCUGGCAUAACAAUUUUAUGUUAUGUUUUUUAUGUUUCCUUUAUCAAUUCCAAUGCCAGUGAGAUAGAUAUAUGAAUGAUUAAAGUGUAGUUAAAAACCUAUUUAUUUGAAUGUAAAGUAGAAUUUAAUUUGUAUAUAGUGAAAUUUAUUAUCGAUUGUAUU